CGGCAUCCUUCGUCGGUUUUCUCCGUGUUCAAAACGGCCAUCGCCAUGACGCCGAUCUUCUCCUAUUUCCUGUUCCUGUUCCUUUUCCCGGCCCUGCAGAUUCACGCCUUCCGGUUCGCCCAGAUCCCCCUGGCUGCCUCCACCGAGCCGUUGGACGAGUGGCUGGCGCGGCAGAUCCCGUAUGCUCUGGACGGCGUCCUGAACAAUCUCGGCGCUGAUGGGGCCAAAUCGAUCGGAGCGAACCCGGGCUCCGUCGUAGCGAGUCCUAGCAAGACAGAUCCGGACUACUUCUUCACAUGGACUCGCGAUGCCGCUCUGACGGUCCGCUGUCUCGUCGAUAUCGCCCUCUCGACGGACGAUGCCACAGCUCACACCGCAGUGCAGCAGUACAUCUCCUUCCAGGCGCAGCUGCAGUCGGUCGCCAAUCCAUCCGGCCGUCUCGACACUGGAGGGCUCGGCGAGCCCAAGUUCCAUGUCGACGGGGCGGCCUUCACGGGCGAUUGGGGUCGACCGCAGAGAGACGGGCCGGCGCUGCGAGCUGUCACUUUCAUCACCUACGCAAACUGGCUGAUUGAUCACAACCACUCCUCCGUCGCCGAGUCCCUCUGGCCCAUCAUCCGCAACGAUCUCUCCUACGUCUCCGAGUCCUGGAACUCCUCCACCUUCGACCUCUGGGAAGAAACCCUCGGCUCAUCUUUCUUCACCACCGCCGUCCAACACUCCUCCCUCACCCUCGGCUCAUCCCUCGCCUCCCGCCUCAACACCUCCUGUCCCAACUGCCUCUCCCAAGCCCCCCAGCUGCUCUGCUUUCUCCAAUCCUUCUGGUCCCAGGACUCCUCCUAUAUCGUCGCCAACCACCAUGCCCCCUCCCGCUCCGGCAAGGACGUCAACUCCAUCCUCGCCACCAUCCACACCUUCGACCCCCGCGCCACCGACUGCAGCGAUCUGACCUUUCAGCCUUGCUCGGCCCGUGCCCUGGCCAACCAUAAAGUCGUCGCGGACUCAUUUCGCUCCCUGUAUCCCAUCAACCGAGACGUCCCUACCAAUCAGCCGGUCGCGCUGGGCCGCUACCCCGAAGAUGUGUACAUGGGCGGGCAGCCGUGGUAUUUGACGACGCUGGCUGCGGCGGAGCAGCUGUAUCGCGCUGUAGAGCAGUGGAGGAGGUUUGGAGAGGUUGCGGUGACGGAUCUCAGCCUGAGUUUCUUUCGUGAUGUGUACGGUAGCGUGGAGGUAGGUGUAUAUAGGAAGGGCGAGGAUGUAUAUGAAGGGAUUCUACAUGCGGUGAUGAACUAUGCAGAUGGGUAUUUGCGCGUCGUGCAAAAAUACACUCCCCCCAACGGCGCCCUCGCCGAGCAAUUCUCCCGGCACUCGGGCCUCCCCGUCUCAGCGCGCGAUCUCACCUGGUCCUACGCUGCCCUGCUAGCCGCCUCGCGCGCCCGGAACGCAUCCUCCGCUGUCCAAGGCCCAGUCCCAGCCCCAUCUCUAGAUCUAUAUUCAGACCUCACAAACCCUCCCACCCCAUCCCUUCCCCCUCAAUGCCGUCCCUCCUCCGCACGAGGCCCCUACUCCACCCCUCCAACAAACAUCCCCUUCCCCCUCCCUCCCUCAUGCACCAACCUCCAACCAGUGCCAAUCACGAUGCGGUUCAGCGUCCUCGCUCGCACCGUCCCAGGGGAAUACAUCUACCUGGUGGGAUCGAUCCCGGCGCUGGGCGAGUGGGACGUGAACCUGGGGUUGAGGAUGGAUGCGAGUGAGUAUGGCAGCGACGCGCCGGUUUGGUUUGUGUUGGUGGAGGGGCUUCAGGGCGGGGUGGAGUUCGAGUAUAAGUUCUUCAGGCGCGGUGAGGAUGGACGGGGGAGAGUGGUUUGGGAGGAGGGAUUGAAUAGGGAGGGUGUUGUUAGGGAUGCGGUGGGUGGUGUUGGUGGGUGUGGGUUGGGGAGGGUGAGUGAUGUUUGGAGGUAG
Aspergillus steynii IBT 23096 is the source of this 1962-nucleotide messenger RNA. Its product is annotated as putative glucoamylase/glucan 1,4-alpha-glucosidase. Gene Ontology annotation, molecular function: glucan 1,4-alpha-glucosidase activity; starch binding. Gene Ontology annotation, biological process: polysaccharide catabolic process. NCBI's taxonomy places the organism in Eukaryota, Fungi, Ascomycota, Eurotiomycetes, Eurotiales, Aspergillaceae. The transcript has 5 exons. Gene Ontology annotation, cellular component: fungal-type vacuole. Bases 46 to 1962 code for a protein of 638 amino acids. The record is from RefSeq and is a predicted model, not a curated record.